Ochlerotatus camptorhynchus is the source of this 2245-nucleotide messenger RNA. RefSeq names its product RAS oncogene family member Rab14 (gene Rab14). Gene Ontology annotation, cellular component: recycling endosome; trans-Golgi network; phagocytic vesicle. Bases 386 to 1033 code for a protein of 215 amino acids. Gene Ontology annotation, biological process: defense response to bacterium; Golgi to endosome transport; endocytic recycling. The record is from RefSeq and is a predicted model, not a curated record. Gene Ontology annotation, molecular function: GTP binding; GTPase activity. Lineage: Eukaryota; Metazoa; Arthropoda; Insecta; Diptera; Culicidae. The transcript has 5 exons.
GGGAACUGUCAAAAAUUUUGAGUCAUCCAUAUUGGUAUUCAGUGCGGGAGAGAUAAAAAUUGUGCAGUAUUUUUGUGUGUCUAUUUUUGCCAAUAAUCUCGGAAAAAGCUGAAUUUUGCCUCCGUAUGCUGGGAGGAUUGUGCGGAAUAAUCAUUGUGCGAUAGGUUUUAGCUGCAAAGUGCGAUUCCAAUGGUGUGAGACAGCAGUCGGACCCCAUCCGUAUUUUCUGUGCUCUGUUGGUGGAUUUGGUGGCAUUCAUUGUCCCCGUCCCAUCAUCAGCCUUUUGCUUCUUGAGCUGGUGGCUACUGAAAAUCGAAGAACAAGCCGCCACCUCUUCGUUUCGAGCUAAUUUGCCGUAGGAAGCGUAGUGAAAAAAGUAUCCAACAUGUCGGCGGGUCCGUAUAAUUAUUCCUACAUCUUCAAAUACAUCAUCAUCGGAGAUAUGGGUGUAGGCAAAAGUUGCCUAUUGCAUCAGUUUACGGAGAAAAAGUUUAUGGCCAGCUGCCCGCAUACAAUCGGAGUUGAAUUCGGCACUAGAAUCAUCGAGGUAGACAAGCAGAAGAUCAAGCUACAGAUAUGGGACACCGCCGGGCAGGAACGUUUUCGAGCGGUAACUCGGUCGUACUACAGAGGAGCCGCCGGUGCUCUGAUGGUCUAUGAUAUUACCCGGAGGUCUACUUAUAAUCACCUGUCGAGUUGGCUGACCGACACCCGCAAUCUGACUAAUCCAAGUACUGUGAUAUUUUUGAUCGGCAACAAAUCAGAUCUAGAGAGCACCCGCGAGGUGACAUAUGAGGAAGCGAAGAAGUUUGCCGACGAGAACGGGCUUAUGUUUGCCGAAGCCAGUGCAAUGACCGGCCAAAACGUGGAGGAAGCAUUUCUGGAAACGGCCCGUAAGAUUUACCAAAGCAUUCAGGAUGGUCGACUGGACCUGAAUUCGUCCGAAUCGGGUGUACAGCAUAAAGCAGCCCAACCGGGACGAACCUCGCUGAGCAGUGAUGCGCAGAAUAAUAAGGACAACUGUUCGUGUUAAUCGUUCUGGCCCCGCCUAGUGGUGUCUAGUUUGUCCCAAACAAGAGGAAAAUUGUAAACGUUUGGAAAUGGUAUGCGUGGAAACAGAACAGAACGGAACAGUCUUUGGGAGAGAUAUAGGAAGUACCUAUAUUGUUCGAUUCUCUGCUGUAGUAAGCACCAUUGUAGUUUUGCCAAAGUGAGUCCGGAUUGGAAACAAAUCUAUAAUUCUAUCAGUAGCGCGAAAGUUUGUAAUUAAAAAAUUAUAAUAACCGAAAGUCAUGUAAAACGGAGAACAAAUCCUUGUAGUAUAAUUAAGCUGGUAAAGGUUAUUGAACGGUUCCGAAAUGUUUAUUUGUUGUUGAUUUAGUUCGAGUUUUUUGAGCAAUCACUGUUAUUUACAAUGACUUGUAACGAGAAAGAUUUUAUGAUUUCCGAUAAAUAUUUGUUAGAUAUUUUAAUUUCAAUUUGCAGCGCAGCAUGCAAUUCUAACCGUAGUACGUGUAUAAUACAUCCAUAUUAUUACUAAACACCUUAAGGUAACAAUAUUACCGAAAUGUUUAUUAUAAAGCAAAAAGUAUAUGAUUGGACCCAUAAUGUAGCCGAACAAUAAACACAUUUUUGUAGAUAUAUAAUCAAAAUCUCGCAAGAGAGGGUAAUAUCGAUGAAAAUAUAUUUACGGAAAGAACAAUUUAGUGACCCCAUCUCAGAAUUGGAGAUCCUGCUUGUGUUUCUGCUCGAAAAUUUUAUUUAGCACGUUUUAAGUCAAGCUCUGUGCAGAUAUUUUCAAACCAGCCACCUCCAACCAUAAUAUUGGAAGCGUCCAUCAUUUUCUAGUACAAAAUAUAUGUUAAACAAUAUCCGAAUCUACGAUUUUACAUCACCCAAAUUGAAUUCCCUAAAUUUUAAGGUGCGACUUCCCGCAACUAUUCCAUUUUACCUAAAUUGAUUGCAGCGGGAAUCGCCGCAAUCCAAAGCCUACACCGUCGGAAUGAAAACAAAUCUAUGAUAAAGUUUGAUGCAAAUUGUAACUAAAAAUAAAAGAAAACCCUGAUCAAAAAGGUAAUGAAAUUCAUCUAAAGUAUUAACCUAAAUCGAAAGGAAGAAGGCUAAAAAUGCCUUGGACGUGAUGAUAAAAGGCAACAGUGAGCAUGUAAUUUUAGAGGGAAAAGAAAAUAUUAAACGAUAGUCUUGAAUAAAACUACGAAACUGACAUUUAGAUUCUAUCACAUAA